This is a messenger RNA of Perkinsus marinus ATCC 50983, 1062 nucleotides long. Its product is annotated as fad oxidoreductase, putative. The transcript is spliced from 9 exons. Bases 1 to 1062 code for a protein of 353 amino acids. The record is from RefSeq and is a predicted model, not a curated record. Lineage: Eukaryota; Perkinsozoa; Perkinsida; Perkinsidae. Gene Ontology annotation, cellular component: cytoplasm. Gene Ontology annotation, molecular function: oxidoreductase activity.
AUGCCGGUGUUGAUCGUUGGUGGCGGCAUCAUGGCGGCAUCAACAGCCUACUACCUUGCUAAACUCGGCAAGUCCAUCAUCAUAUUAGAACGAGAGACCGUGGGAUGCUCUGCCAGCGGCAAGGCAGGUGGGUUCCUGGCUAGAGGUUGGUGUUCUUCUGGGCCCACGCAACAACUGCAUCAUAGAGGCUUCGACCUUAUACGGCAGUAUGUCCAUAAACACGGCUUGAAGUCCUACAGGGCUAUCCCCACAGCUCAGACGGAAAUCCACGGCAACAAGAGGAGACGUGGUGACGGCCAGUGUUCAUGGCUCGACAGAGGAACAACGAAGUCAAGUUUGAUGGACUCGGAGACCGCGCAGAUAACGCCCUUGGAACUCACCAAGUCUCUUAUAAGAGAGGCGAUCGACUUGGGCUCACUAGAGGUCCGAACUGACGCUAAGGUGGUUGAUGUGGUCAUCGAGGAAGAUGGCAAAGCUGUUACUGGUGUAGUAUUGGAGGACGGCUCCAUCGUCUAUGGCUCAGAGGUUGUUCUAGCGAUGGGAGCGUGGUCUUGUGAGGUGGAGGUUUGUAGCAGUCUGGUGUACAAGGAGACUGGAAUGGCCGCAGUUCCUGACCCGCACGCUCUUUUCUGCUCCGAUGACGCCAACGGGUGCCAUCUUGAAGUGUACCCUCGACCGGAUGGUGACAUCUACGUCUGUGGACUGGGCGGAUCCCCUCAGCUGCGACCUGAUGAUCUCAGAUCUAUUGACCCGAGUGGAGUACAGCCGGAGGCAAAAAGGGUGGCUGCUGGCCACAAGUCGCUCUCUGCCAUGACAUCUCUAGUCGAUCCUGGUAAAGAGCCCGAUAUCAAGCAGGCCUGCCUGAGGCCGCUACUACCGGAUGCGUUACCAGCUAUGGGCCGGCUCUGUGAGGGCAUCAACAACCUAUACAUCGUGGCGGGCCAUAACUGUUGGGGCAUUCUCUGGUCCCUGGCUUCGGGAGAGGCAAUGGCUGAGCUUAUCGCUCAUGGCACAUCUGAGCACCUCAGUUUAAGUCCCUUCGAUCCCACUAGAUUCACAUAG